AUGGUCGGGCCGGGCCGGCUGCUGCGGCUGCUGGCGCUGCUCGAGCUGCCCUGCUGCCUCCUGGAGCUGCUGCUCGGGGAGGCGGCCCGCGGGCAGGAGAUGUACGCGCCCCACUCCAUCCGCCUGGAGGGGGACAUCACCCUGGGCGGCCUCUUCCCCGUGCACGCCAAGGGCCCCCCGAGCUCGCCCUGCGGGGACAUCAAGAAGGAGAACGGCAUCCACAGGCUGGAGGCGAUGCUCUACGCGCUGGACCAGAUCAACAGCGACCCGGACCUGCUGCCCAACGUCACGCUGGGCGCCCGCAUCCUGGACACCUGCUCCCGGGACACCUACGCGCUGGAGCAGUCCCUCACCUUCGUGCAGGCGCUCAUCCAGAAGGACACCUCCGACGUGAGGUGCACGAACGGCGAGCCGCCCGUCUUCGUCAAGCCGGAGAAAGUAGUUGGAGUGAUCGGGGCGUCGGGAAGUUCCGUGUCCAUUAUGGUGGCCAACAUCCUCCGGCUCUUCCAGAUCCCACAAAUCAGUUAUGCCUCAACUGCACCAGAGUUGAGUGAUGACAGGCGCUAUGAUUUCUUCUCACGUGUGGUUCCUCCAGAUUCCUUCCAAGCACAAGCAAUGGUGGACAUUGUGAAAGCUUUGGGAUGGAAUUAUGUAUCCACUUUGGCAUCUGAAGGGAAUUAUGGAGAAAAAGGAGUCGAGUCCUUCAUGCAAAUUUCCAGAGAGGCAGGUGGGCUCUGCAUUGCCCAGUCCCUGAAGAUCCCCCAGGACCGCAAGGACAAGACCAUCGACUUCGACAAGAUCAUCCGGCAGCUGCUGGAGACGCCCAACGCCAGGGCCAUCGUCAUCUUCGCCAACGAUGAGGACAUCAGGCAGAUCCUGGCGGCCGCCAAGAGGGCGGAUCAAGUGGGACAUUUCCUGUGGGUGGGCUCGGACACCUGGGGCUCCAAGGUGGGCCCGCUGCUGCAGCAGGAGGACGUCGCCGAGGGGGCCAUCACCAUCCUGCCCAAGAGAGCCACCAUCGAGGGGUUCGAUGCCUAUUUUACCUCCCGCACCCUGGAGAACAACAGGAGGAACGUGUGGUUUGCAGAGUACUGGGAGGAGAACUUCAACUGCAAGUUGACCAUCACUGGCUCAAAGAAGGAAGACACGGACAGGAAAUGCACAGGGCAGGAGCGCAUCGGGAAGGACUCCCCGUACGAGCAGGAGGGGAAGGUGCAGUUCGUCAUCGACGCCGUGUACGCCAUGGCCCACGCCCUGCACCACAUGAGCCGCGACCUGUGCACCGACGGCGCCGGGCUCUGCCCCGACAUGGAGCACGCGGGGGGCAAGAAGCUGCUCAAGUACAUCCGCAGCGUGAACUUCAACGGCAGUGCUGGCACUCCAGUGAUGUUCAACAAGAACGGGGACGCCCCAGGGCGCUACGACAUCUUCCAGUUCCACAGCACCAACACCAGCACCCCGGGCUACCGCCUCGUGGGCCAGUGGACAGACGACCUCCAGCUCAACGUGGAGGAGAUGCAGUGGGGCGGGGGCGUGCGGGAGGUGCCGCCCUCGGUGUGCAGCCUGCCCUGCAAGCCCGGCGAGAGGAAGAAGAUGGUGAAGGGGAUGCCCUGCUGCUGGCACUGCGAGCUGUGCGACGGGUACCAGUACCAGGCGGACGAGGUGACCUGCCUGCUCUGCUCCUACAACGAGCGGCCCAACGAGAACCGCACGGGCUGCCGCUCCAUCCCCAUCAUCAAGCUGGAGUGGCACUCGCCCUGGGCCGUCAUCCCCGUCUUCCUGGCCAUGCUGGGGAUCAUCGCCACCAUCUUCGUCAUGGCCACGUUCAUCAGGUACAACGACACGCCCAUCGUGCGCGCCUCGGGCCGCGAGCUCAGCUACGUCCUGCUGACCGGCAUCUUCCUGUGCUACAUCAUCACCUUCCUGAUGAUCGCCAAGCCCGACGUGGCCGUGUGCUCCUUCCGCAGGAUCUUCCUGGGGCUGGGCAUGUGCAUCAGCUACGCGGCCCUGCUGACCAAGACCAACCGCAUCUACCGCAUCUUCGAGCAGGGCAAGAAGUCGGUGACGGCGCCCCGGUUGAUCAGCCCCACGUCCCAGCUGGCCAUCACCUCCAGCCUCAUAUCGGUGCAGCUCCUGGGGGUCUUUAUUUGGUUUGCGGUUGACCCGCCCAACAUCAUCAUAGAUUAUGAUGAGCAGAAAACUAUGAACCCCGAUCAGGCCAGAGGAGUUCUCAAAUGUGACAUUACGGAUCUACAAAUCAUUUGUUCCUUGGGUUAUAGCAUUCUGCUAAUGGUGACGUGCACUGUGUAUGCCAUCAAGACUCGGGGUGUCCCAGAGAAUUUUAAUGAAGCCAAACCCAUUGGAUUCACUAUGUACACUACCUGUAUAGUAUGGCUUGCCUUCAUUCCAAUAUUUUUUGGCACUGCCCAGUCAGCUGAAAAGCUCUACAUACAAACCACCACACUCACGAUAUCCAUGAACCUCAGCGCGUCGGUGGCGCUGGGGAUGCUCUACAUGCCCAAGGUUUACAUCAUCAUCUUCCACCCCGAGCUCAACGUGCAGAAGCGCAAGCGCAGCUUCAAGGCGGUGGUGACGGCGGCCACCAUGUCCUCCCGGCUGUCCCACAAGCCCAGCGACCGCCCCAACGGCGAGGCCAAGACGGAGCUGUGCGAGAGCGUGGACCCCAACAACUGCAUACCACCAGUAAGAAAGAGUGUUCAAAAGUCUGUUACUUGGUACACUCUUCCACCUACUGUAUAGCUUUUGCCUGCUUUCCAAAAAGAAGCUGCCAUGGGAAGGCUUUCCUGGAAAAGGGGAGACCCAUAACGUGGGUGAUUCCAAUGCCUGUGUUGGGAUCCCUGAGCACCAGCACCUGGUAGUCUCCUGCUUCCCACCACUGGGGGUGGAUCCCAAUAAAGCUUUUGAAGAUGGAGAUAUUCAAUAACCAUUUAAAAAAGGAACAAACAAACGAUCAAAAGUUAAUUCUGGCCACCAGAUCUAACAACUAACAAAAGUGUUUUCUGAGUCAUUUUCAGCAUCUCUACCCACAGGUUUGCCUGGUAGCACAAAAAUAACCUUUGCCAACAUGUGAGCUGAGCAAUCCUCUUUACUCUAAAAUUAAAAAUGGCUCCAAAAAAGUUUGCAAAACCUUCUUUUCCCCAUGGGAGAACCCAGUGACCACUUGCUGCUGUGGAACCACAAGUGAACAAUUUUUGAGGACUGGCUUUUCCUGAGUGUUGUGGCUGCCCUCGUGGUGAUGUGUGAGCUCACUUGGUACUUGUGACUCCAUCAGCCAGGAAUUCCUGCUGCUCUAGGGCAAUUAGAGGAACAAGAAAGCCUUUGAUAUUGGGGAAAAAUUACUACCAACCAUUAAUAGCUAUUUCUCACAAUUCUGUGUGCACUCAGGGGGUUUGUCCCUCUCUUUGGGGCUUUGGCCACUCCUUCAGGCUUAGCCCAGGUAUGGAAGGUGCUGAUCUGGUUACUGUGGUGCUGUGCACUGAGGGCCUGAAGAAAUGACUAUUCAGCCUUCAGAAUGUUUCACUGAUUUCUCAUAGAUGAGAACUUAUAUCAGCAAAGGUAGAAAUGUUGCUUGAAUUGAGUCUCUGAGUCACAGGAAAAAAGAUUCCUAAUAUCUCUGGUGGUGUAAAUUGCCCCAGCUCCAGUUUCAAUUUAGUCCUUACAGAGUGUUCAAAUUGGUUUUAUUGUAUUUGAAUCAGGGCCAUUAUGUCAACUCCCAGCUCAGGCAGAAAGGCUGAUUUGAGGUGUGAAGCUCUUCAUGAACAUCGGGAUGACCUGGAGCAUCCGAGGGCCAGAGUCAGGAAGGGUGAUGAUGGCUGGGCUGGAGGGAAAUGGAACAAAGCAGUCGAGGGGGAGAAGGGGCCACUCAAAGUAUUAUUGCAAAUGAAAUGGGAAAGAGGAAAGGGCAGCCAUGUGAAGAUGAAAUUGUUAAAGGAAGGAGAUGAGAAGGAGAGAGAUAGAAGACGCCUUAAUAUGUGGAGAAAUCACUUUUAAACAAAAAACUGGAAAAAAAAAGCACAAGCAUUUGAAAAUAAAAUAAUUAGGAGCUCACAUGGAUUUCUAACAUUAAUUUUCUCCAUGUAAUAGUGGAAAUAAUAUGAGGCAUUGCUGUCUGCAAAGGCACACAAGUAACGUUGUCAUCCAAGUCCUAGAAAAAGCAAAUUGGCCAUUCAGACUCUUUGAGCAGAUUUUAAAAUUUGGUUCAGAAAAGCUGUGAAAAUGCUAUGGUCAGGGAUGGCUUGGGCUUGCACUGGUCCUGCCAGAGCUCCUCUGCACCAGGCUCUGUUCCCCAUCCCUCCCCGGAGCACUCCUGCUCUGGCUGGGCUGGCGGCUCUGGCUGCUGCAGCUCUGCUUGCUGCUUUGAUUUGUUCUUCCAGGAGUACAAAACGAAAACCAGCAGGAAACAAUACACUGUAUUAAAAACAAAGCAGGGAUAGCAGGAAAACAUCAACUCGGUUGUAAAUUGACACUUGUUUAUGCUGGUAACUUAUUUGUGGUAGGUAUGGACACAGAGCUGAGCCCUGACGGGACUGUAUCAAUUUCUGCUUGUGAUGCACAGAGUUUGUGUUUAAACUUGUGUUUAUAAUGCUUUAAAUUGCUUCCUGGGAGUGACAAACAGGACUUCUCUGCUGGAGAGACUGAUGAAAAUACAAGGCUUGAAAAGCUCUGUGUGGUAGCUGGGUCAAGGUGGCUUGUCCAUCACUGAACAAGGCAGGGAAAGUCAAUGUUCUGGAGAGCCACAGCUGGUGCUGCAGAAAUGCCUGCUGCACUUUUCUCCUGAUCCAGGGCAGCAGGAAAAGGCAGUCCAGUGACCGAAGUACUUGUGAUAUCUGAAAGACCUGGAUUAGUCCCUUGGGCUUUGGAGCCUCCCAGUGCAGGGCUCCACAGCUCUGUUCUCCCUCCCUUCCCAGAUCUCCAGGCAGCACAAGGUUCCCCCCUCGCUGUGUGCUGGGCACCAGGCUCUCAGGGGUGAGGGCAGGGAGGAGCAACUCAGCAGGAACCUGUCCUGACCUUGGCCUCUGCAUUCCUCUGGAAUUCCUCUCGGUGUCCCCAGGCUGGCCCUGU
Lepidothrix coronata (blue-crowned manakin) is the source of this 5082-nucleotide messenger RNA. RefSeq names its product glutamate metabotropic receptor 7 (gene GRM7). The coding region runs from base 1 to 2760 and encodes 919 amino acids. Gene Ontology annotation, cellular component: membrane. The transcript has 11 exons. Gene Ontology annotation, biological process: regulation of synaptic transmission, glutamatergic; G protein-coupled glutamate receptor signaling pathway. The record is from RefSeq and is a predicted model, not a curated record. Gene Ontology annotation, molecular function: group III metabotropic glutamate receptor activity. NCBI's taxonomy places the organism in Eukaryota, Metazoa, Chordata, Aves, Passeriformes, Pipridae.